Molecule: messenger RNA, 330 nt
Organism: Gongylonema pulchrum
Lineage: Eukaryota; Metazoa; Nematoda; Chromadorea; Rhabditida; Gongylonematidae
Source: the annotation of a GenBank genome assembly
AUGCUUCAGUUUCGUUAUCCAUUUUAUGUUCUCUUGCAGUGUGCUUUUCCACAACAACGACAUUUGCUUACACUGUUAAGCACAUACUUAGAGUACACAGCGCAAACAUCGUACAAUCCACCACUGCCACCGGACGAUCACUGGGGUCUGGAUAGUCCGUUGCCGAAAUACGAAAAAAUUUAUAUGCUGAAAAGAAGUAACGGUGUGAUAGAAAUUCUUGAUGAAGACGGGAAAAUAGCCGAGCAAUUUGCGGGUGCCUAUGUGGGUAAAGAAAGAUUUCUUCGGGACACUGAAAAACUUUUAACGAUGCUUGCAAACGGACCAUUGUAA